AUGGCCUCCCGCUACCCAAUGCCCAACGUCUACACCAAGGAAAAGAAGACCUCGUCGUCGUCGUCGUCGUCGUCGUCUUCCGCCUCGGACGUCGCCAAGUCUUUCCUCAACAGAUUCCAAUCAUACCCCGCCGUCGCGUCCUCCGCGUCCCGGUAUCCUCUUCCAACGGUCUACGCGGCACAGCCGUCGUCCAAGAGUGCUUCGCAGGGCAACCGGCAGCAGCAGCACGUGUCUGCGGGUCCUCGGUCUUCGGUGGAAUCGUGGGAUACCGUCGACCAGAUCAAGUACGAUCAGAUGCGGUCUUGA
Molecule: messenger RNA, 306 nt
Organism: Colletotrichum truncatum
Lineage: Eukaryota; Fungi; Ascomycota; Sordariomycetes; Glomerellales; Glomerellaceae
Source: RefSeq, a predicted model, not a curated record